ACACUAAAACAGAACAUGAGAACACGGCCACGCGAUGGCGAUUUAUUUAUCACUUUUGGUGACAUCCCGGUUUCAGGAAUUUUCUUUAAUUCUUGGUGAAUUGAAUUCAUUUUGUGCUACGAAAUAAUAAUUUUCCGAUAGGUUACUUCAUUGAUAAUUUAAGUUACUAUGAGUCGAUUUUUCGCCACCGGAUCGGAUUCUGAAUCCGAAAGCUCGUCCGAAGAGGAGCAGGUUAUUCGUCAACCAGUGGCAGCCUUUUCAUUUAGCGACGAUGAGGAGGAUACAAAACGUAUUGUUCGUUCUGCUAGGGAAAAGAGAUUUGAAGAUCUUCAUAAUACCAUCAAACAAAUUAGAAAUUUCAAAAAAAUCAAGGAUUUAAGCAGUAUGUUGUCCAGUUUCGAGGAUUUAACAAGAGUUUAUACAAAAGCGUUCAGUACUGUCAUUGUAAAAGAAGAAAAUGGAAUCCAUCCUCGCUUCUAUAUUCGUUGUCUGGUCGAAAUGGAAGAUUUCAUUCAUGAAGUCUGGGAAGACAGGGAAGGAAGGAAAAACAUGUCCAAGAAUAACUCAAAAUCUUUAGCAACUUUGAGACAGAAACUUCGGAAAUAUACUAAAGAUUUCGAAGAUGAUAUGGCCAAGUUUCGCGAAAAUCCCGAUCUUCCAGAUGAAGAUGAAGAAAAAGAAGAAGACGAAAGCGAAACCGAAAGUGAAGAUGAUGAUGAUGUGGCUCCGAGUGCAUCUGCGUAUAAGAAAUCUGGUUCAGAGACGUCUCAGUCUCACUCUACAUUCGCUAAAGCUUCAGCUCACGUUGAUGAUGACGGUGGCAGUGAUGAUUCGUCCAUCGAUUGGGGUAAUGAUUCGGAUAGUAGUAGUUCUAGCAGCGAAGAAGAUGGUCAAUAUCAAAGUAUUAGGGAACGUUUUUUGAAAAAAAAUACCGAUAAAGAAGAAGAUGAGAAAAAGGAACGUAAAAAAGAACGUAAAGAAAAACCCAAAAAACCAAAAAAAGAUGAAGGAGAUGAAAGCGAAGGUGAAUGGGAAACCGUAAAAGGAGGCGCCACGAUUCCAUCGGAGAAACCUAAAAUGUUCGCUAAAGAUGCAGAAAUCAACAUCGAAGCGGUUUUAAAAAAAUUGAACGAAAUCGUUGCUGCACGUGGUAAAAAAAGAACCGACCGUAGAGAACAAAUUGAAUUGCUGCACGAGCUCCAAGUAAUCAGUGAAAACCAUAAUCUCGGAUUAGGUGUGGCGAUUAAAAUCAAACUUGCAACGAUUUCUGCAAUUUUUGAUUACAAUCAAAAAGUUUCUGAUCCAAUGAAACCGGAAUAUUGGGCCAAACUUUUAGAUCGGAUCACAGAAUGUCUAACUAUGAUAUUGAGUGCGCAAGAUAUUGUCAUCGGCGAACAUAUCACAGAAGAAGAAGAAGUAGUUGAUGCACCGCCGUAUAAAAUCAGAGGAUAUGUUUUAACCAUAGUUGAGCGUUUGGAUGAAGAAUUUACUAAACUACUGAAGGAAUGCGAUCCUCACAGCAACGAAUACGUUCAGAGACUAAAAGAUGAAAGUAGAGUGACGGAAAUUAUCGAUAAAGUACAAUCAUUCUUGGAGAAGAAGGGUACGGCGUCCGAAUUGUGCGGUGUUUAUAUUAGAAAGAUUGAGCACUUGUACUAUAAAUUUGAUCCGAUGGUUUUAAAACAGAAAAAAGGAGAAAUCAGCAAGAAUGAAAUCACCAGCUUACAGAUUAUGGAUAAAUUGUGCAAGUUCAUCUAUCACAACGAUGAAACUGACAGAUUGAGAACUCGUGCGAUUUUGUCUCAUGUUUAUCAUAAUGCUCUGCACGAUAACUGGUUCCAAGCACGCGAUCUUAUUUUAAUGUCGCAUUUGCAAGAAUCUAUUCAACAUUCUGAUCCUCCUACACAAAUUUUGUAUAACCGUACCAUGGCGCAUUUGGGAUUGUGUGCCUUUAGACAAGGCAAUGUCAAGGAUGCUCACAAUUGUUUGGUUGAUCUAAUGAUGACCGCUAAAGUUAAAGAAUUAUUAGCUCAAGGUUUAUUGCCCCAGCGUCAGCUAGAGCGUAGCAAAGAACAAGAAAAAAUUGAAAAACAAAGGCAAAUGCCGUUCCACAUGCACAUCAAUUUGGAAUUACUGGAAUGUGUCUAUUUGGUAGCUGCUAUGCUUAUAGAAAUUCCAUAUAUGGCGGCUCAUGAAUUUGAUGCUAGAAGACGUAUGAUUUCGAAAACAUUCUAUCAACAGCUACGUUCUAGCGAACGUCAAUCUUUGGUCGGUCCUCCCGAAUCCAUGCGUGAACAUAUUGUGGCCGCUAGUAGAGCCAUGAAAAAUGGCAACUGGACUGCUUGUGUCAAUUUUAUUAUCAACGAUAAAAUGAAUGCUAAGGUUUGGGAUUUGUUUUACGAAAGUGAUAAAGUUAGAGAAAUGCUGGUUCGUUUGAUCAAAGAAGAAUCUUUAAGGACUUACUUAUUCACUUAUUCGAACGUUUAUGCUUCGAUUUCCAUGCAAACUUUGGCCGAAAUGUUCGAACUGGAUAAACCCGUUGUUCAUUCUACCAUUUCUAAAAUGAUAAUCAAUGAGGAACUCAUGGCAUCUUUGGAUGAUCCAACGCAAACUGUUGUCAUGCAUAGAAGUGAACCUAGCCGACUUCAAUCAUUAGCUGUUCAACUGGCCGAUAAAAUCAAUAAUUUUGUUGACUCGAAUGAACGUAUAUUUGAAAUGAAACAAGGCAAUUUCUUCCAAAGAGGAGCUACAUCGGGUGCUGGAAAUACUUCAGCUGGAGCCAACCAGCAAAAUAAUUACCGUCAAGGAUAUAAUCGUCAAAAUACAGGUGGUGGCGGUCAAGAUUGGAAUAGGCAGAGGAAUCGAGUUUACUAAUCCAACUAUAUCGAUUAUCUUUUACGUAUUUAUUGUACGUUCGAAUUUCUUGAAGAAAUGAAAAUCACGCAUUUUUCCCGUUGGUCUUGUGAUUUUUUAUUUUCUUUUUCUGUAAUAAAUGCGUCAAAUCUG
Planococcus citri (citrus mealybug) is the source of this 3006-nucleotide messenger RNA. RefSeq names its product eukaryotic translation initiation factor 3 subunit c (gene eIF3c). Gene Ontology annotation, molecular function: RNA binding; translation initiation factor activity; translation initiation factor binding. The record is from RefSeq and is a predicted model, not a curated record. Gene Ontology annotation, cellular component: eukaryotic translation initiation factor 3 complex. Bases 169 to 2874 code for a protein of 901 amino acids. Gene Ontology annotation, biological process: translational initiation. Lineage: Eukaryota; Metazoa; Arthropoda; Insecta; Hemiptera; Pseudococcidae. The transcript has 17 exons.